AUGCCUUCGGGCCCCUCGUUACGAUCGUCAAAGGGGCUACUUUUAGUAAUUGCAAGUCUUUUCGUGACGGAGGCGGCAUUUCCCGAGACUUUUGCGUACAAAUGCGAGCAAAACAAGUGUUUGUAUACGACUGAUACGACUGGAACAGUAUAUACGGACCCAGUGGAUUGCGUGAAAAACUGUCGUAGAUCUAAUUUGCGUAAUGUAGACGAAGGAAGUGAACUUUCGGAUGCGGCGAGUAUACAUGUCUCGUCGUCGCUCAAUGGCACGUGCUCUAAUUGCUCACUUGUGGUUCAAUCUCAGUAUAAUUUUCCACAAUUACUCGGAACAUUCGAUCUUACUCCUGAGUCGGUGGCUUCGUCUUCGUGCAAUUUUACAUGUGAAAUAAAUCUGGACACACCUUCUCUCUGGGUGCUGGAAGGUUCAUCAUCUGACUGCUUUGCUGGCACAGAAGACACGAGUGUGGAAUGCUCUCGUGAUGGAAAUGCUACAAUAAUGGCAAUAGAUGUAGAUGCUUUAGUCGAUUUAAUGCGAGUGCAUAACAAUUACAAAUUUAUUGUGGACCAAGUCACGACGCGAUUAGGACCUGGAACAUUCUCAGAAGCUUUGACAUUGUCGGUUAAAUUUGAUGGAACAGGUUGUCUUGCGUCGUCAAGUAACGGACAACAAGCGUUCCAACUUGAAUUGACAUCCGAAGCCUAUGAACUUAUUGGAAUGUUUACAAACACAGAAAUUGUAGCAGAAAAUCCUAUUAUCAUGAGCUCGACUCCCGUGACCAUUCGAGUCACAAGUGGCGCUGUGCUCAGUGCUGGUGCCUUCUUUUUGCUUCGUGUCGCGAGUGACAAGGAAGAACAAUUUGGCACCAUGAUUGACAAUGUUACAACCGCGUCAAUGCUUCUUCCUGACUCUGGUAUCUCGUCUCCAAUUGACCUUGAACUUUAUGUUGGUGCGUCAAAUAUCUCCUUCACCAUUCCAGAUUCUUUUUCAGGCAGUAUCCAAAACGGCGACACAGUCAACAUUAUGUUUAAAAUGCUCGAUAAUCCAGAGAACAGCACAUAUGCCAUUGAUAAGGUAUACCUUUCAGCAUAUCAGGGACUGGCAUCAGCAGUUGACAAUUCUCCUAUCAGGUUUUAUGCGCUAAAUGAUGCAAGUAGAUCAUUGAAAGCAGCACCACUGGACAUUAUGACAGUAGUAGUUUAUGGCGCUUGUUUUCUUUUUUCGUUGGUGAUUAUUCGAUGGCAUGGCUUACCGCUGACUGUCAGUACAUUGUGGACGGAUUUAGUAGCAAUUACCGCAUUGUUUUCAUUUGCAGCAGCCACAGGAGGAUACCUUGUGUGGGUCAUUCAGCCAUCAAAGGCAUACGUGCAUUGGUAUACGGCCCAGUAUUUUUUCAACAACGCAAUGAUUCUUUCACUCUGUUUUCAUUGGGCUACUGUGCUAUCGUUCAAGUGGUUCAAGAAACUGAGCUUUACUUCGCCCGUUGUACUGGCUUACAUCUUAAUUAAUGCCUGCGUCUUGGCAUUUGUUGUUGUUGUGACUGUCACGUCAGCCGAAAAACUUGAGUGCGUUUACGAUAUGGAGUCGACAGCUUGUUCAUCGGAAGAAGAGUGUGCGUUGUCCAUCGCUGCCGAGGGAAAAAUUAUCAGGUCUGCAAUCGGAGAGUGCGAUAUGGAAACAUUUUACUUGGCAUUUGGCAUGGGGUUUAUAGUCUACACGCUAAUGCUAAUGGUCCUUGGCUGCAUGGUCAUGAGUCGAGGUCGAACGCUCAUGUUGAACGAAGAUCCGUCGGACGCCCGGAUUCGCAAGUCUCUUACAAUAUUUUACAUAAUUAUAGCCACGACAUGUGUCUUUUACGUCUCAGCACAAGUGAUAUACAUUGCACAAUACGUUUCGCACAAGGGUGAAGAACACCAGCUUUCUGACGAGGUGUGGUAUAUUUUUGUCGUGUGGUUACCGCACAGUCUGCCACCACUCUUGCUUCUCUUCUUACAAUGGAAUCCAAGCACGGAAAAUUAUCGACACGAGGAUGCACCAUCAUUGGACCAGUCGUCGAAGGAGGAUGUUUUUAACUACACUCCACGAUCAUCCGGCUCGUCAAGCCACAUGCCGUAUUCAAAACUAUUGCGCGAUCGUUUAAGUAUGGGAGACUCGCUUCUGAACAAUGAUGAACCAGGCAGCCGGUUGCGCAUUAUUGUGCGGCUCAAGUUACCCGCAUCGUUUGAUCGUGCGUGCUUUGUAUCACUCGACUUUUACUCUUCCAAAGAAACGAUAACGUCCAGCAAUACGUUGAAUAGUAUCUCGAAUGCGGCUGCGUGGAAAUGCAUUGGCACGACUGAACCCGUUGGUGUGGCAGGUGAAACGGAGUCAGUGCUGACUACAGGCUCGACUCACGCUAUAUUUCCUUUUGUCGCUGUGUUGGAGGUGCCUGUGAUCGGCCCGGCGUCCAAUACGUUGUUGCGCUUUAUGGUGCAUGCGAGCACGAUUGGGAAGCGUGAAACGUCUGCGACGUAUCUCGACCAUUCCACUUCGAGUCCCCUUAGUCAAGAUUCAUCGACGAAUCCGCAGAUGUCGUUUCAAAUGACAAUGUUUCACCCUGUUCUUGAGUUUGUCACUUCUUCUCAGGCUGUCCUUGACGCCGCAGCAAGUGGCCAUUCCUUGAAUAUCUAUCCUUCAGACGACCACACGUGUGCGAUCUUAGAAGAGUUUCCGUCGUUGCAGAGUGAAAUAAAUAACAUUUUGAUGGGCAACGUCAAAAAUGCAGAAUUGAGUGUCCAGACGGUCAUGAUGCCUGGUGACACGUCGAAUCGAGAUGAUGCUGCAUCGCAUAAGAAUAUUGGUAACAUCAUUCGCUUUUUCCAAUACGACACAGAAGAUGGUGGCGGUGGACUUGUAGUUGAGGACUUGCAAGAGAGUGUCUAUUCGAACGCCAUUCCGCGUCAAUUGAUGGAGUUGAUUGCUGCAGAACGACAGGAACAGGCAGAUCGUGCUCGUGAGGAUCUGCAUAGCUUUCUGCACCAGAAAAAGGGAAAGCAAAAUUUAGGUUUCUAUGGUACAUUAAUUGGCCAAAUUCAAGACGAUACUGACUCUUCGCUUGCGCGUGAGUGGCUGGAGGAUCGUGUGCGAAGACGCAAAGAAUACGUGGCAAUGUUGCGUCGAAAUAUUCAGUACCUAGUGAAUCGUGACAAGCACAAAAAUUACUUUAAAGCUAGUGUGGAGAAAAAGUCGGCGGAUUUGCGCUUUGUACCAAUUAAUAUGCAUAUUCAGGAUCUGCUCAUUGGCCCCACGAACGCGUUUAUCAAUGAUGAAAGGAGACGAUCGUCAAAAGAAGUCUCGGCAUAUGAUUUUACGACGGUUGGUGCACCUGCUGCCCACGUGUACAAAUUUAAUAAAGGCGGGAUCCUCUCAUACCAGAAUCGACGCAAGAAAAUGGAAGCUAAGAUUGCCGACGCCGACCUUGAUUUGUCGAAAUGGCCUGAAGAAAUACGUGAAUAUGAUGAUUUAAAAUGGGAUUUGCAGUUGCGCAUGGAUUGUGCGUUUGCACAGGCACUAGCAGCUCUGACGUGCAGCUUUGUACGAAAGGUAGAGGUUGCUAUCCAAAAUCCAGAUGCCAUUCGUGGAGAAGAUAUGUUGCGCCAGAUUUCGAGCUUGGGAUUUCUUUUUCAGGUGGAAUCGCUACUAUCUACUCACGGUAAAGAGAUUGGCAUGCUAGAGGAUAUGGCUGGCUCUGUCGAACAUUUGAGUUGUGUGGCAUUUGUGAUUCAAGAUGUGCGAGACAAGCCGUUGAAUCGGUUCUCGUUCCGUAUGUCACGUCGCAAGGAUGUUGCAGAUGAAGCUGGGAUCGUAAAGGUGACGGUGUCAAACAAGACCGGUGUGAAACGCUCGCACAUUAAGUACAUUGUGACAGUUCAGGUCACAACGAGUGAUGUCGAGCUUCCAGAACGUCUGGCUGCUGGCGGGGAAAUUCAUGUCACACCGGUUUUGUUUUCGCAAGGUAUUAAUGAAAUGCAAACGAUUGCUAAUAACACGGAACGUGCCAAGACAGAGCUGCAAGACAUUAUUAACUUUCGCAGUUUGAAGCCGCUGAAGGCAUUUUGUGAAAAAUAUCGCCGUCUUAUUGUUGCCAUGCCAAAUAGUGGUGCGAACGGUCUGUCAUCAGGUCGAAGCCGUGUCGGAUCACACCGCUAUAAAGCCAUGUCAACAGACUCGACACUUGCAUGCCCGUUGCAUUUAACCCAAGAUGAAGUCACUCAAGAGUUGCGGGCUCUAGAGACAUGUAUCAAUGAAGCGGCUCAGAGUUUGGUCAAGACGAAGCGGACGGAGAUUCUCAAACGGUCAUCGGAUCUGUGUCGAGAAUUGGGUGGAGGGCGUGUCACCGUAUGCAAAAGUGCCAAAGAUCGUACAGCCAUGUCAGUUACAUUGGAGCAGGUGCGUAUAUUGCAGCGCCAUCACGACUUACCGGCACAUCGCGUGCCAGCUACAGUCUCAGUGAUGCGAAGUCAUGGCGUGCGAAUCGAGAAUGCACUCAAGAAUACCGGCAAGCGUCAAUUUGCGUUUAAUAAACUGCAGCGAUCGCUGUUGCCUGAAGAAUAUCGCUGUCCUGACCAAGUGGGUGGCACUGGCAACGUAAGUUGA
Plasmopara halstedii is the source of this 4632-nucleotide messenger RNA. Its product is annotated as Inositol-polyphosphate 4-phosphatase. The record is from RefSeq and is a predicted model, not a curated record. Gene Ontology annotation, cellular component: cytoplasm. Gene Ontology annotation, molecular function: phosphatidylinositol-3,4-bisphosphate 4-phosphatase activity. The transcript has a single exon. Bases 1 to 4632 code for a protein of 1543 amino acids. NCBI's taxonomy places the organism in Eukaryota, Oomycota, Peronosporomycetes, Peronosporales, Peronosporaceae.